Molecule: messenger RNA, 939 nt
Organism: Arabidopsis thaliana (thale cress)
Lineage: Eukaryota; Viridiplantae; Streptophyta; Magnoliopsida; Brassicales; Brassicaceae
Gene: PRF1
Product: profilin 1
Exons: 3
Coding region: 128-523 (131 amino acids)
Cellular component (GO): cytoplasm; cytoskeleton
Molecular function (GO): actin binding
Source: RefSeq, marked reviewed
UUUUUUUAUUAAUUUAUAAAGCACAACAUUUCCUUGUCUACACGAUCAUAAAGCUCACAAAGAGAGAAUUGAGAAGAAACAAACUCGUCGGAGAAUUCAGUACUCGCCGAAGAGGAAGAAGAAGAAGAUGUCUUGGCAAUCAUACGUCGAUGAUCACCUUAUGUGUGAUGUCGAAGGCAACCAUCUCACCGCCGCCGCAAUUCUCGGCCAAGACGGCAGUGUCUGGGCUCAGAGCGCCAAAUUUCCUCAGUUGAAGCCUCAAGAAAUCGAUGGAAUCAAGAAGGACUUUGAGGAGCCCGGGUUUCUUGCCCCAACCGGACUAUUUCUCGGUGGCGAAAAAUACAUGGUUAUCCAAGGUGAACAAGGAGCUGUGAUCCGAGGGAAGAAGGGACCUGGAGGUGUCACUAUCAAGAAGACAAACCAAGCUUUGGUCUUUGGCUUCUACGAUGAACCAAUGACUGGAGGUCAAUGCAACUUGGUUGUCGAAAGGCUCGGGGAUUACCUUAUCGAGUCUGAACUCUAAAACCAAGGUUUCAUUUCAGGUUCUUCUUAACUAAAGAGUGUCAAUGCACUUUUUAUUGUGAUUGAUUGUAAUGCUUUCAAACACAAAUCAUUUGUUACUUUAGAACCAAUUGUGAUUGAUUGGUCUCCUUCGUUACCGAGUUUGAGUUUGUGUGUUCUUGUAAUGACAUUUGAUCAUCUUUUUUCUCCAUAUGUAUUGAGUUUUGAUUUUUGUUUCUUCAUAUUAUUACUUUUUCUUGAAAUGAUCUGCUGUUUAUGAUUUGGGGUUCAAAAUAUUUUUGGUUUGGCAAACAAGGAAGAGUUUGCCAAGUAUUAGUAGCAAGUGCUAUGAGUAUUUUCGGCUUGGCGAACAUCUUCGUGUACACGUGUGACAUAACAAACCUAUUUGAGAAUGGUGUAAGCUAGGUAGAUAUUACA